Saccharomyces eubayanus is the source of this 1845-nucleotide messenger RNA. RefSeq names its product sugar porter family MFS transporter. Gene Ontology annotation, molecular function: carbohydrate:proton symporter activity. Gene Ontology annotation, cellular component: membrane. NCBI's taxonomy places the organism in Eukaryota, Fungi, Ascomycota, Saccharomycetes, Saccharomycetales, Saccharomycetaceae. Bases 1 to 1845 code for a protein of 614 amino acids. The transcript has a single exon. Gene Ontology annotation, biological process: transmembrane transport; carbohydrate transport. The record is from RefSeq and is a predicted model, not a curated record.
AUGAAGGGCUUAUCCUCACUGAUAAACAGAAAAAAAAACAAGAUUGACUCUAAUUCAAAUGAGAUCGAGAACGGCAUGAACAGUACCGAUCUCAACUCGAUCGAGAUGCAGGAACAAGGCAAGAAAUCUGACUUUGAUCUUUCCCAUAUUGAGUACGGUCAAGAUUCACGAGUACCAAAAGAUGAUGAUGAGGAAGUCCCAGAUCUUCUCGAUGAGGCUAUGCAGGAUGCGAAGGAGGCAGACGAAAGUGAAAGGGGGAUGCCACUUCUGCAAGCUUUGAAAACGUAUCCCAAAGCUGCUGCUUGGUCGCUAUUAGUCUCCACAACGCUGAUUCAAGAAGGUUAUGAUACUGCCAUCCUCGGAUCUUUCUAUGCUUUGCCCGUUUUCCAGAAGGAAUAUGGUUCUCUGAAUAGCAAGACAGGAGAAUAUGAAAUUUCAGUUUCUUGGCAGAUUGGUUUAUCUUUAUGUAUUGUGGCAGGUGAGAUUGUUGGUUUACAAAUGACUGGUCCUUUUGUAGAUUACAUGGGUAAUCGUUACACAUUGAUUGUGGCGUUGUUCUUUUUAGCCGCUUUCACUUUUAUUCUGUAUUUUUGCAAAAGUUUGGGUAUGAUUGCCGUGGGACAAGUACUGUGUGGUAUGCCAUGGGGUUGUUUCCAAUGUUUGACAGUCUCAUAUGCUUCCGAAAUCUGUCCUUUGGCUUUAAGAUACUACCUGACAACUUAUUCAAACUUGUGCUGGACUUUUGGCCAACUUUUUGCUGCUGGUAUUAUGAAAAAUUCCCAAAACAAGUACCCAGACUCGGAUUUGGGAUAUAAGCUACCAUUUGCUUUACAGUGGAUUUGGCCUCUUCCCCUGGCAAUAGGGAUAUUCUUUGCACCUGAAUCUCCAUGGUGGUUGAUCAAGAAAGGGAGAAUGGAACAGGCGAAGAAAUCACUUGAAAGAACAUUGAGUGGCAAGGGACCUGAGAAAGAACUGCUGGUGAGUAUGGAACUAGAUAAAAUCAAAGUGACUAUUGAAAAAGAACAAAAAAUGUCAGAUUCAGAAGGGUCAUACUGGGAUUGUGUGAAGGACUGUAUCAACCGGAGAAGAACAAGAAUAGCUUGUUUAUGUUGGAUUGGUCAAACCACUUGUGGUACACAACUGAUAGGAUAUUCAACCUAUUUUUACGAAAAGGCUGGUGUUAGCACUGAAACAGCAUUCACUUUUAGUAUUAUUCAAUACUGUCUUGGUAUUGUUGCAACACUUCUAUCCUGGUGGGCUUCAAAGUAUUUUGGGAGAUUUGACCUUUACGCGUUCGGACUGGCCAUUCAGACUGUUUUACUGUUUAUUAUAGGAGGUCUGGGAUGCUCUGAUACUCACGGUGCCCAAAUGGGAAGUGGCGCUCUUCUAAUGGUGGUCGCCUUCUUUUACAACCUGGGGAUUGCUCCCGUUGUCUUUUGCUUAGUUUCUGAAAUACCAUCCUCGAGGCUAAGAACUAAAUCAAUUAUUCUGGCUCGUAACGCCUAUAAUAUGGCAUGUAUCGUAACUGCUGUCCUGACAUUGUACCAAUUGAAUUCAGAAAAAUGGGAUUGGGGUGCAAAGUCAGGCUUCUUCUGGGGGGGACUAUGUUUUGCGACGUUAGUAUGGGCUGUCAUUGAUUUACCCGAAACUGCCGGUAGAACCUUUAUGGAAAUGAACGAACUAUUUAGACUCGGUAUUCCAGCAAGAAAGUUCAAGACGACUAAAGUGGACCCAUUUGCGGCUGUCAAAGCGGCUAAAGAAAUUGCUCAUAAUGAUCCCAAGGAAGAUAUGGAAACUUCCAUGGUGGAAGAAGGGCGAAGCACACCAUCUAUUACGAAUUUAUGA